Symbiodinium necroappetens is the source of this 1794-nucleotide messenger RNA. Lineage: Eukaryota; Dinophyceae; Suessiales; Symbiodiniaceae. The record is from the annotation of a GenBank genome assembly.
AUGACACGGUCCGAAGCCGCCGCAGCUGAUUUGUUCCGAAGCCACAACUUGCCAUCGCUGCACCGGUUGCAGCGAGAUGCAGGAUAUGAAAGGAAACAGGUUCAACUUCCAUGCCUGCUGGGCGGCUUAUUUGCCCUUGCCCUCAGUCUCAGUGGAUGUAACGAUCCGAGCACAGGCGAUAAGUCCGGACCAAUGGAGACGGCCUGCGAUGAGUCCACGAAGAGAGGGCAAUGCUCGAAAUGCAUGUGCAUCGGCAAAGCCAAAAAGUGCAGCAGCGCUGUUGGGUGCGUCGCUUGCAAAGAGCCCUAUGCUUUUCUCAAAUUGAAUGACACCAACAGCUCGGACACCGGAUCCCUGCACUUCGGCAGCUGUGCCUUUCAGUGUCCGGAUCCCAGCAACGUCUCGUGGCCGGUGAUGCCAAAGAAUGCUCUGGACUACAACGGCAAGGAGUGGCCGGCGGCAUGCUUCAACGGAACAGAGGAGCAGCGCUACUUCAUUAUAGGUGACUGGGGUGGCAUCGUUAGUGGCUCCGGACCACCGCUCACAUUUAAGAACCGGCCGACGGUCAUCGAUCCCAUUGACACUCAUGCUCAAACCUACGUGGCGGACAAGAUGGCUGAAGUCGCUGCUGACUUGAAGCCGAAGUUCGUGCUCAACGUCGGCGACAACUUCUAUCCUGGUGGAAUCAGUAGCCCCGGCACCUGCAAUGCCGAGACGGACAAAACAGAUCCGGCGGGGCAGAUCAUUUUCACGAAUGUUUUCGAGAACGUGUACAAGGGCCCUGGCUUGGACGGCGUGGAGUGGUGGGGCGUGCUGGGCAAUCACGACUAUGGAGGCUAUCACUACAAUGUCCAUUGGGAUCAGAACAUCUUCUACACCUGGAACUCCCCCAAGAGUCGCUGGCUCACGCCCGCCUUGUACUGGAAGCGAACAGCGCAAUUUCGCAACUUCUCCGCUGAGUUCUUCUUCGUGGACACCAACAAGGUAGACACUUACGGCAAUCCGGAUGCCGACCCGGAGCACAAUAUUUGUGCUCGAUCCCACAACCAGCCACCUCAGCCCCUGGGAUGCAACGGCACCUCGAUGACGAGCCCAGACACCUGCUGGAAGUUCUUUGACGACUUGUGGAAGGACCAGAAGGAGUGGCUUGCGAAGGAGCUUCAGGCAUCUACUGCUGAGUGGCAGAUCAUCGUAACUCACUAUCCGCCGAACUUUGAGCCCUGCCGUUCGACCUGGGAGAGCUAUCUCGUCGAAUAUGGCGUCGACUUCUACGUCAGCGGCCACACCCACUUGCAGCACACCAACACGACCUUUGGGGAGACUGCAUUUGUGAUUUCAGGAGGUGGCGGAGGCAUCACCUCUGAAAUUCUGCCUAGCAAAACAGGGGAGGAUGAUGGGUAUGGCUUCAUGGACGUCGUCAUCCAGCACGAUGCCAUGUAUGUCACCAGAUACUCCCAUGGUGGAGUAGACAAGAAGACCAUUGUCCGCGGUGUGACGAAGGUGAGCCCACGCAGCCCGAAGGCAGUUUCACAAGUCGCGAAGGCGGAGCCAGAAGUCGCGAAGGCACUGGGAGGGGACAGCUUAGAUGCGAACAUGCUUGGUGUUGCACAGAAAACAAGAGCGAACGAGCUGAACGAGCUCAGCCACAUUGCAGUUGUAUGCCGGGUCCUGACGCGCAAUGUCUCGGGUCCAAAUGCCUGCGGCACAAGUAUGUCGUACUUGCUUAGUGGACGAAUCGAGGAUACGGCAUCGAUCCCUGCAGCAGAGGUGACAUUUGAUGGCAGCACCUCCACC